Messenger RNA from Dibothriocephalus latus, 105 nucleotides. The record is from the annotation of a GenBank genome assembly. NCBI's taxonomy places the organism in Eukaryota, Metazoa, Platyhelminthes, Cestoda, Diphyllobothriidea, Diphyllobothriidae.
AUGUCGGUGAACCAGGUGGCCAAGGAAGUCCCCACGCCAACCUGCAACACGGGUGCUGACAUUUCAGCCGAUCUCCAAGCCAUUAGCGCACCGGAGAACAAUCAU